Molecule: messenger RNA, 1715 nt
Organism: Cryptotermes secundus
Lineage: Eukaryota; Metazoa; Arthropoda; Insecta; Blattodea; Kalotermitidae
Product: probable phosphoserine aminotransferase
Exons: 9
Coding region: 237-1355 (372 amino acids)
Biological process (GO): L-serine biosynthetic process
Cellular component (GO): cytoplasm
Molecular function (GO): O-phospho-L-serine:2-oxoglutarate transaminase activity; pyridoxal phosphate binding
Source: RefSeq, a predicted model, not a curated record
GUAAGUCGCGUUCGUCAUAUACACGGAACCAAUCACACUGACCGACAAAGCCGACAAACAAGUUCAAAGUCAUUAGCUGUAGACUACGUCAAGACCUGAAUAGUAAUUACAAUACAGUAUCUGGUAGUUACUUUUCUAUUACAGUGCCAGCAUAGAACGGAGCUUGUAGGAGCUGAGUCUCUGUAUCGUGUACUGUUUGUGUUCCUGCAUGAAGAUCUUUCUUGAUAAAAGUUACAAUGUCUGUAAACAACGCUUCGUCGACUUCUGUUAUUAACUUCGGAGCCGGUCCAGCCAAACUACCAGAGGAGGUUCUGCAAGAAGUACAAAGAGAAUUAAUUCAUUAUGGCACAACCAACAUUAGUGUCAUGGAGUUGAGUCAUCGCUCUGCAGACUAUGCUCUCAUCAAUGAUGGUGCCCAACAGGUUGUCAAAGACCUACUGAACAUUCCAGACAAUUACAAGAUCCUGUUGAUGCAGGGUGGAGGCACAGGCCUAUUUGCUGCUGUACCAUUGAAUUUCAUGUCUGAGACAGGCUGUGCGGACUACAUUGUAACAGGAGCUUGGUCAGCAAAGGCAGCCAAGGAGGCAGCGAAGUAUGGCAAGGUGAAUAUGGUCCUGCCCAAAAGUGACAGCUAUGUGGACAUUCCUGAACAAAAUACCUGGAAUCUUAGCCCUAAUGCUUCAUAUGUCUACUACUGUGCCAAUGAGACUGUUCAUGGAGUGGAAUUUCCUUUUAUCCCAGAUACUGGAGGUAUUCCUCUUGUGGCUGAUAUGUCUUCUAAUAUACUAUCCAGGCCCUUGNACAUUUCCAAGUUUGGAGCGAUAUUUGCUGGAGCCCAAAAAAACAUUGGUCCUGCUGGAGUAACAUUAGUGAUCGUAAGAGAAGAUCUACUGGGAAAGGCAGCUGUCACCUGCCCCACUAUUCUGGAUUUUAGUAUCAUGGCAAAGGACAACUCUGUUCACAACACACCUCCAACUUUCUCGAUAUAUGUCAUGGGACUGGUAUUCAAAUGGAUCAAGAGAAAUGGAGGUGUUGAAGGGAUGCAAGAAAGGGCAAUAAAGAAGAGUGGCAUUAUCUAUGAUAUUAUUUCUUCUUCCAACAAUUUCUACUAUUGUCCUGUAAAGGAUACUGUUCGCAGCCGGAUGAACAUUCCAUUCCGUGUUGGUGGACCAAAUGGAAAUGAUGAUUUGGAGAAGGAAUUCCUCUCUGGGGCACAGAAACUGGGAAUGUUACAGCUCAAAGGGCACAGGUCAGUAGGUGGAAUACGAGCAUCACUGUACAAUGCAGUAACAGUGGAAAAUACUGAGGUAUUAGGAGCAUACAUGAAAGAGUUCUACCAGACUCAUAAGAAGUAAUUAUCUGUAUUCAUGCAUCUAUAUUUCUUCUGUAUUAUGGUACUAAAUCUUACACACUAUUUACAACUAAAAAAUAUUGCAAUUUUUUGAAAGAGUGAAGUCCCUCAUAACUCUUUACCUCACUAUUAUAACUCUCCAGAUGCAUUUCUUUUCAGUUUGGCUGUCUUGCAUAAAUCAGAAUAAGAAUUUAUGUUAAGAUUCUUGUAUUUCUCAGCUUGGCUUAUACAUUGGAAUAUAUAAAAAAGAUGUGACUGAUUUACAAUUAUGUCUAAUCCAAAACUCAAAUUAUUCCUUAGUUGGCAACUAUGAGUACAUCAUGUUCUGUUCUUGGCUAUGUAAUUAAACUUCUUGGUCAGACUA